AUGACUACUCCUCAAUAUUAUCGUACACUUGCUUGGCUCGAAUCGUUUCUGGUUGAUAUCGAUGCAGUAGUUAUAGGUGUAUGUGAAUUUGAAUCUGUCCAACGCUUUGAUAAGGAACGUCUCGAAUCAGCAUUACAACAGUGUAUUAAUCAUCAUCCUAACCUACGAUUAAACAUCGCUACGUUCACGAAACCGUACUACUUUUUCCAGACCAAACAAUCGUGUUCGACACCUACAUACAUUGAAUUGGAAUCCAAAGAUGAAUGGCAGCGAAUUGUUGAUGAUGAAUUGAAUACUCCGUUCGAAUUUAAUAAUGAAGCAAAAGGUUUACUUAAGUUGUUUGUUCUCUAUGAUAAGGAUCCAACGAGUCGUCGGCAAUAUCUUCUCCUAAAAUAUCACCAUUCCAUUGCUGAUGGCACCUCAGGAAUGAUUCUGUUAAACACGCUGCUCUCUUGCUAUUUCAAUCGUGAUCAAAAACUAUCAACACUUUCAUCGUUAUCCGAUAGUGAAACACUGGCAUUUCCACAGGUGACAAAUGAAGAUGAAAAGAAGACUGAAGAUAUGAUUCAGACUAUCCUCGCUUACAAACGUCAGUGGAAACCCAUGAUUCCUUACGAACCGGCGACGGGUCGAAAUUUAACCAUCUAUCAUCAUGGCACUCCGGAGAACAUGGCUCAGUUACUGAAUAGAUGUCGUCAGGAAAAAGUUACUAUCGGAAGUGUACUAUUGACAUCCAUCUAUUUUGCGAUUGCAGAAUUGGUGAAAGACACAUGGCUUCACGAUGCGUCAUCAUAUUUUUCUAAUUUCAAAUUUGAUCUCGAUGUCAAUUUACGUCAUCGUUAUCCGUCUCCGCUCGAUCGUCAUGAGCAUAUCGGCCUUCAUAUUGGAAUGAUGACGCUGAACGAGAUUGUCAUCUCGCGCGAAACAAAAUUUUGGUCACUUUGUCGAGUCAUUUUUAAUGACUUGCAAAGGAAUCUGUCCGAAGGAAGACAUCUGACCUAUCUCCGUGCAAAUCGUUUGACAUCAACUGACGAGCAGAUAGAUGAACAAACUAAACGAAAUGACGGUCGUAUCAAUGACCUCAACUUCUCCAACAUCGGACCAUAUGUUUUUCAACGCGAGUAUGAAGAUCUUAAGCUGAAGCAUUAUUAUUGUGUUGGCUCGAAUCCUUGUCCGUCUGUGGGUACUAACGUUAUCUUGGUCUGUUCCGUUGAAAGUCUGGAUUACGUUUUACUGCAUGAGGCUGGUGAAAAGAAUCGCCUCAUUGCAAAAAGCUGGUUCGAUCGAAUGGUAGGAUUGACGGAUAGAGUAUGGCGACAGACUGAAAGCUGGACAUUCGAUCAUUUUUUGAAAGAAUCUACGUAA
Molecule: messenger RNA, 1365 nt
Organism: Adineta ricciae
Lineage: Eukaryota; Metazoa; Rotifera; Eurotatoria; Adinetida; Adinetidae
Source: the annotation of a GenBank genome assembly